Blumeria graminis f. sp. triticale is the source of this 1590-nucleotide messenger RNA. NCBI's taxonomy places the organism in Eukaryota, Fungi, Ascomycota, Leotiomycetes, Helotiales, Erysiphaceae. The record is from the annotation of a GenBank genome assembly.
AUGAGGUCUACCCUAAAUCCUACAGCACCAUCUCCGUCACUGCUUCGAUAUCUCAAAGCUCAAUUCGAUGGUCUCGCAUGCUCACGACCUCGCCACGUCCGAGAAUUCAAUUCGGCAGGUCCGAAACAUUUUUGGGCCUCAUCGACAAAAAAUCUUACGAUUCAGAACUUAAAACAACGCUCACAUCACAUCAUUGCCGCUCAGACGACGCCCGUCGUUGUCGGCCUUUCGGGCUAUUAUAGCGCAUGCCAUCACUUAGGCGCAUCACGUCGUCGCCGCACGGUGCGCAGGGGAAACUCGACCGCAGGCCCUUCCACGGUACAACAACGGUUUGCAUCAACGCAGGUCAAAUGGCUCGAAAAAAUCUGGAAGGCCAGUCCCGCAAACGGUAAUGUUUCCUUACACCCUGAUGAUCUUCCCAAGGCUCGGCCCGACGAAAACAACGACUCGUCCAUUUUUAGCCUAGGAAGACACAUUUCUGCUAAAGCCGCUGCGCAACCCAAGCUGCGCUGUACGGAAAUAGACGAGAAUGGAAAUGUUGUCUUAGCAAGUGGAGAAUUUAAAAAGAGUGAACUAAUCGCCAAAUACGGACUUUUACCCAGGGAUCUUAGAAAGAUUGACUCCAGUCUUCUACCCCACAUACUCAUUCGUCCAUCUGCUAUUCUAAUCAACCUUCUUCACCUUCGUGUCCUUAUCAAAUCUGAUCGAGUCCUUGUUUUUGACGCGUAUGGCACCUCUGAUUCAUUUAAUCAGUCCGCUUUCAUAUAUGACUUGGAGGAUAAACUAAGACACAAACAAAAUCCUAUAUCAGCCGGUGGUCUACCAUAUGAAUUCCGGGCCCUUGAGUCAGUACUAUUAUCAGUCAUAACAUCACUCGAGGCGGAGUUUGAGGGCGUCAGAACACCAGUUGUGAGGGUACUCCGGGAUCUAGAAGAAGAUAUCGACCGAGACAAGUUGCGUCUAUUGCUAAUUUACUCAAAAAAGCUUGGUACCUUUGAACAGAGGGCAAAACUCGUGCGAGAUGCCAUCGACGAGCUCCUAGAUGCAGAUGACGAUCUCGCGUCGAUGUAUCUAACUGAGAAGAGCCAAAAUAUUGUUCGAGGAGAAGAAGAUCACACCGAGGUUGAGAUGCUUCUCGAAUCAUAUCAUAAAUUAUGCGAUGAGAUUGUACAGGAGUCUGGAAAUCUUGUCUCAAAUAUACGGAAUACAGAGGAAAUUGUCAAAGCUAUUCUAGAUGCUAACCGUAAUUCUCUAAUGCUCCUGGAUCUCAAAUUUUCCAUUGGUACUCUCGGUAUUGGGUCUGGCGCGUUUAUUGCCGCGCUCUAUGGCAUGAAUCUUAAGAAUUACAUGGAAGAAUCGGAUCUCGGGUUUAUGGGUAUCACUGGCUGGAGUCUAGUUUUCUCUGCUGUCGUCUGUGCCUACGGACUCUCCAAGUUACGAAAAGUUCAGAGGCUAAGCAUGUGGGGCGAAAGCGGACGUCGAGGGCGUAGCUGGAGGGAUGAAGAUAGCCGGGCCUUGUUUAACCAAGAGAUUGAGGCAGGAAGACGACUAGAGCGGCAGCGCAGUAUUCGAGACAAGCCACGAGCAUGA